Molecule: messenger RNA, 3843 nt
Organism: Parnassius apollo (apollo)
Lineage: Eukaryota; Metazoa; Arthropoda; Insecta; Lepidoptera; Papilionidae
Source: the annotation of a GenBank genome assembly
AUGUAUCAUUUGGUAACUCUUUUAUUUAUGAUAUUAAGUGUCAAAGGGACUUUUACUUCAAAAGGAGUGGACUACUGCCUUCUUUCGGAUAGUGAAAUAGGUGCAACAGUUUGUCAUGUGCGAACACUUGAUACCGGCGGAUCUAGCUUAGAUUCGGCUACAGAUAACACAAAGCAGCUUUCAAUAGUAUGCAACCAGCUGCUAUUUUUUGAAAGCUUCCUUGAAGCUAACUAUUUUCAAAGAUUUGCAACACUUGGAGAACUGGCUCUUCAGAAUUGUAAACUGCUCAAAAUACCAGGCAACGCGUUUGAAGGAUUACGUGAUUUGAAAAAGUUGUCGAUUCGAACUAAAAACUACGACUGGAGCCCGAAUAAAAACUUAGAACUUUCUCUUGGAACUUUCAACGGGUUGAAAGAACUCCAAGUACUAGAUCUAGGUACAAAUAAUUUAAAAGCUAUACCACCGGAAGUGUUUUGUCCUCUUGACAACUUGCAAGUGUUAAAUGUAACGUUUAAUAAAUUAAAAAGCAUCGAUCGGAUUGGUUUUGGAAAAAAUUGCGGUUCGGGGUUAACAAGUUUAGAUUUAAGCUACAAUGAACUUAAAUCCUUGAGCGAUGAAAGUGAAAUUUCAGGACUCAGAAGACUUCAGGAGUUGCGACUUCAACAUAAUAAUAUAACAGAUAUAUCAGGGGAAAUAUUAAAUGGAUUUACUGCAUUAAGAAUAUUAAAUAUCUCAAAUAACUAUCUCCACUCUAUACCCGAGGGAACGUUCACUAACACAAAAGAGUUGCGAGAAGUCUACUUGAAUAAUAAUUUACUAUAUGAACUAGCUAGAGGCGUUUUUCACCGAUUAGACCAGCUGCUUGUCUUAGAUUUAUCGAAUAAUCUGCUUUCGAGUGCUCAUAUUGAUGGUGGAACAUUUAUUGGUCUUAUACGCUUAGUCAUCUUGAAUUUAUCCAAUAACGCCUUGACGAGGAUUGAUGGUAAAACGUUUAAAGAUUUAUUCUUUUUACAAAUUUUAGAUUUAAGGAACAAUUCUAUAGGAUAUAUUGAAGAGAAUACUUUUUUGCCUUUGUAUAAUUUGCAUACUUUAAAUUUAGCGGAAAACCGCUUACACACUAUAGACGAGUUCCUUUUUAAUGGAUUGUUUGUUUUAAGUAAAUUAAAUUUAAAUAAUAAUCUUCUAAUAAAUAUUCACCCAAAAGCAUUUAAAAACUGUUCUGAUUUAAAAGAGUUAGAUUUAAGUUCAAAUCAACUUACAAAAGUCCCAUCUUCUAUUUGGGAGUUAUCAUUGCUGAAAACACUUGAUAUUGGGGAAAAUUUAAUAACAGAAAUUAAAAAUGGAUCUUUUAAAAAUUUGGAUCAAUUAACAGGGUUAAGGUUAAUUGACAAUCAAAUAGGAAAUUUAAGCGUAGGUAUGUUUUGGGACCUGCCCAGUUUACAGGUUCUAAAUUUAGCUAAAAAUAAAAUUCAAUCAGUUGAAAGAGGAACAUUUGAACGUAAUAAACAAUUAGAGGCAAUAAGAUUAGAUGGCAACUUUAUAUCGGAUAUAAACGGUGUGUUUUCAGCAUUGAUGAGCUUGCUUUGGCUUAAUUUGUCAGAAAACCAUUUAAUUUGGUUUGAUUAUGCAUUUUUUCCUGCUAACUUGAAAUGGCUAGACGUACACGGUAAUUUUAUAGAACAUUUAGCUAAUUACUAUAAGCUCCAAAAUGAAAUUAGGAUUAAGACAUUAGAUGUGAGUCAUAAUCGCAUUGUAGAAAUAUCUCCAUUAGCAAUCCCAAAUAGCGUUGAAUUACUGUUCAUAAAUAAUAAUCACAUAAACAGAAUUCAAUUAAACACUUUUAAGGAGAAAGUUAAUCUCACAAGGGUUGACAUUUACGCAAAUGAGAUAUCUCAUUUAGAUAUCAACAGCCUUAGAUUAUUUCCUGUCCCAUUAAAUAAGUCUCUACCAGAGUUUUACAUCGGAGGAAAUCCUUUUGAUUGUGACUGUUCGAUGGAAUGGUUACCUAUGAUAAAUAACAUGACUGCAAUGAGACAACAUCCUAGGAUAAUGGAUCUUGAAAAUGUUUUAUGUAAAAUGACUCAUACUAGAGGAGUUACCCAUAUACCCCUCAGUAAUUUAAAGUCAACCGACUUUUUAUGUACAUAUGAGACCCAUUGCUUCACAUUAUGUCAUUGUUGUGAUUAUGUCGCCUGUGAUUGUCAAAUGACUUGUCCGUAUAAUUGUUCUUGUUACCAUGACCCAACGUGGCAUACUAAUGUAGUUGACUGUUCGAAAAAGCUGGCAAAUGAAAUACCUGAAAAAAUUCCAAUGGAUGCAACCGAAGUCUACUUAGAUGGAAAUGACUUUAAAGAAUUGCAGAAUUAUGCAUUCAUUGGGAGAAAAAAUAUGAGAUCGCUUUACGUUAAUUCUAGUAACAUUGAGAACUUACAUAAUAAAACGUUUGCCGGUUUAUCCUCGCUCGUUAUAUUACAUCUCGGAAAUAAUAAACUAAAAUAUUUAAAGGGAAAUGAGUUUAAAAAUUUAUCGCAACUCAAGGAAUUAUACUUACAAUAUAAUGCCAUAAAUUAUAUAGAAAAUACAACCUUCGUUACAUUGCGAUCCUUAAACAUUUUGAGGCUAGAUGGAAACAGAUUAAUAGAUUUCUCGGUUUGGAGUUUAAUUAAUCCCAAUUUACAUUCAAUUGUAUUAGGGAACAAUAUGUGGUCAUGUAAAUGUAGGUAUUUACAAAAGUUUACCGCAUUCUUAUCCGAAAAUGUUCCUAAAAUUAAGGAUAUAGGAGAUUUAUGGUGUUUGAAUUCAAACAACGGGUCUCCGCAUAAAAGAGAAUUGAGCAUUAAUGGUACAAUUUGCAGCGAUUAUUACGCUGGAGAUUCAGUUAUUGAUAAAAUGUUAGUUUCUAAUUAUAUGCCAAUGAUGGUAACUACAUUAACUGGGAUCAUGCUGAUUAUGCUAAUAAUAUUAACAAUGUUUUUGUUCAGGGACUCAAUUCGCAUAUGGUUUUACACUACCUGUGGAAUAAGAUUAUUGCCUCCUACAGCGUACGACGAUAAUGACAAAUUAUACGAUGCUUACGUAUGCUAUAGUCCCAAAGAUGAUGACUUUGUUAUACAAACGUUGGCUGCGGAGCUAGAAAAUGGGGAGCCAUCAUAUCAUUUAUGCUUGCAUUAUAGAGAUAUACCACGACAUGGAGCAACUUACAUACAACACACGUUACCAUUGCCAGAAGCUGCUGAAGCAUCAAAGCGCAUAUUACUUGUUUUAACAAGAAAUUUUUUGGAGACGGAAUGGUCUCGUUUUGAAUUUCGGCAAACUCUACAUGACAUAUUGAAACCAAGAAUAUAUUCUCUUGUGAUAAUAGAAGACACUUCAGUCCUGCCUGAUGCUGUUUGUGACCCGGAUUUAAGACCAUAUUUAAAAACAGGGUCAAGGAUAAGACUAGAUCAAAAUAAAUUUUGGCCCACCCUUCGCUUUGCAUUGCCAAACAAGAAAAAAAAAACUAAGUCAACUAGCUACAAAAAUAAUUUAAAUUCCUACACUAUGAGAAGUGGUAUACAAAAUGGAACGAUGAGAUCUUUUUCUUUCUCAGAUAAAUCGUACGAUCAAGUUAACGGUGUGAAUUCUGCACCCGAAUUUGUAGAAGGACGCUUACAACAAACACCAUCAACUUAUGGCCACCAAGGUAGACCCCCAUCAGAUCAUAUCUAUUCAUCAAUUGACUCCGACUAUUCUUCACUUGAGCUAGGAGGCAAUAAUCCUAACCGAAGACGAGACUUUAGAAAUUGGCAACCUCCACUUCCUAUUAUUAAUGGACAACACGCAGGUCAUGCUUAUUUAGUCUAG